AUUCAAGCCAUCUCCACACUCACGUCUCACUCUUGAAGAACACGAGACAACUCCUAUCUUAGCAGCGCAAUGACGACCACCAACAUGUCACUAUCCUCCUCGGCCUUCGCCGGCAAGGCAGUGAAGAACUUACCGUCAUUAGCACUUUUUGGCGAGGCUCGCGUGACCAUGCGCAAGACUGCGGCAAAGGCUAAGCAGGUUGCCUCAAGCAGCCCGUGGUACGGCGCAGACCGUGUGCUCUACCUCGGCCCGCUCUCUGGAGAGCCCCCGAGCUACCUGACCGGUGAGUUCCCGGGUGACUAUGGGUGGGACACCGCUGGGCUCUCAGCUGACCCUGAGACCUUCGCCAAGAACCGUGAGCUGGAAGUGAUCCACUCGCGUUGGGCCAUGCUUGGUGCGCUCGGUUGUGUCUUCCCUGAGCUGCUGGCUCGCAAUGGCAUCAAGUUCGGCGAGGCUGUAUGGUUCAAGGCUGGCUCUCAAAUCUUUAGCGAGGGUGGUCUUGACUAUCUCGGCAACCCUAGCCUUGUCCACGCGCAGAGCAUCCUCGCCAUUUGGGCCUGCCAGGUUGUGCUUAUGGGCGCCGUCGAGGGAUACCGCAUUGCCGGUGGCCCACUCGGUGAGGUAGUCGACCCACUCUACCCAGGCGGUAGCUUUGACCCGUUGGGCCUAGCGGAUGAUCCUGAGGCAUUCUCGGAGCUCAAGGUUAAAGAGCUCAAGAAUGGCCGCCUCGCCAUGUUCUCCAUGUUCGGCUUCUUCGUGCAAGCUAUCGUCACCGGCAAGGGCCCGCUCGAGAACCUUGCUGAUCAUAUUACUGACCCCGUCAACAACAACGCAUGGGCAUUCGCUACCAACUUUGCUCCUGGCCAGUAAGAUGUCAAUGUAUAGACCGUGCGCACUAUAUAUGACUCAUUUAUGGUGUGGUUUGAUUUGUACUACCACGAUGUAAAUUAUUGUUGUUCAAGAAGAACGAUUUCAAUCA
This is a messenger RNA of Lolium perenne, 979 nucleotides long. RefSeq names its product chlorophyll a-b binding protein, chloroplastic-like. Gene Ontology annotation, cellular component: membrane. Gene Ontology annotation, biological process: photosynthesis, light harvesting. NCBI's taxonomy places the organism in Eukaryota, Viridiplantae, Streptophyta, Magnoliopsida, Poales, Poaceae. The record is from RefSeq and is a predicted model, not a curated record.